Carassius auratus (goldfish) is the source of this 4681-nucleotide messenger RNA. RefSeq names its product transient receptor potential cation channel subfamily M member 5-like. Gene Ontology annotation, cellular component: plasma membrane. Gene Ontology annotation, molecular function: calcium-activated cation channel activity; ligand-gated calcium channel activity. The record is from RefSeq and is a predicted model, not a curated record. The transcript is spliced from 26 exons. Lineage: Eukaryota; Metazoa; Chordata; Actinopteri; Cypriniformes; Cyprinidae. The coding region runs from base 50 to 3679 and encodes 1209 amino acids. Gene Ontology annotation, biological process: calcium ion transmembrane transport.
CAAGCUUGUAGUGGCCUAGAGGAUCCAAGAGCAAAGCCUUCAUCCAGAUAUGCUGGGGCAUCAGGAUACUCCUCUGGAGGUGUUACGGCAGGGCAGGAGGUGUUUGCAAUGUGGCCAACUGUUGAAUGAGUCUCAAGAACCUGGUUCUCUACCAGGAUGUCGGUGUUACGUCCCACUCACAGAGUCUGUUGUUAAUAUGGGCGAGAAGGGCAAUAAGAGAUUAGUUAAACCCCAGUGGAUGGAUGGACGUUUGGGAGAUAUUGAUUUUACUGGCGUCAGUCGGACCAAGGGCAAGUUUAUCAGGGUAACCAGCUCUACAGAUCCAGAUGAAAUCUACCAGAUGUUGACUAAGCAGUGGGGUCUGGCCCCUCCUCAUCUGGUGGUGGCACUAAUGGGAGGAGAUGAAGUGGCUCAGAUGAAGCCCUGGCUGAGGGACACACUUAGGAAAGGCCUUGUGAAGGCAGCACAGAGCACAGGGGCGUGGAUCCUGACCAGUGGUUUACGUUUUGGCAUCACUAAGAACCUGGGUCAGGCUGUAAGGGACCACUCUCUAGCGAGCACUUCCAACAAGGUGCGAGUGGUGGCCAUUGGAAUUGCUCCCUGGAACAUGAUUCAGAACAGAGAUCUGCUACUGUCUGCAAAGCCUGAUCAUCCAGCAACAUACCCAUCUGAGGAUCUUCCCCACGGUGCAGUGUACUCCUUAGACUGCAACCAUUCUCAUUUCAUCCUGGUGGACGAGGACCCCCAGAGACCUGGAGCCACCGCUGAGAUGAGAGUCAAGAUGCUCAAACACAUCUCUCUGCAGCGUACAGGAUAUGGGGGCACAGGUAGUAUAGAAAUCCCUGUCUUAUGUCUUCUUGUUCAUGGAGAGCCAAGGAUAUUACAGAGAAUGUACAAGAAUAUUCAGAAUUCAAUACCCUGGCUCAUUUUAGCUGGCUCGGGAGGAGUCGCAGAUAUUUUAGUGACCCUGAUGGACAAAGGAUGCUGGGACGCUGAUAUGGUCCAAGAGCUGCUGAUAAACACCUUCACCAAUGGCCUACACAGCACUGAAAUCCCUUCCUGGAUCAAACUGAUCCAAAGAAUAUUGGACCAUGGUCACCUGCUGACCGUUCAUGACACAGAGCAGGACCCAGAAAUGGACACAGUAGUUCUCAAAGCGCUGGUUAAGGCUUGUAAGAGUCAAAGUCAGGAAGCACAGGACUUCCUGGAUGAGCUGAAACUGGCUGUGGCCUGGAAUAGGGUGGACAUUGCUAAAAGUGAGAUCUUCAGUGGAGACAUAGCAUGGAGUGCUCAGGACCUGGAGGAGGUGAUGAUGGAGGCAUUGAUAAAUGACAAGCCGGACUUUGUGCGUUUGUUUGUGGACAACGGCGUGAACAUAAAUGAAUUCCUAACUUACGGCCGCCUUCAGGAACUCUACUGCUCUGUGUCGGAGAAAAACCUCCUUCACACCCUGCUCCUGAAAAAGCAUCAGGUUUAUUUGGCUAGCAAUCGGAUGUCAGGACACCCUCACACUGAACCAGGCGACCGCAGGCCUCGUUUCACCUUUCAUGAUGUCUCCAAAGUCCUCAAAGACUUUCUUGAUGACACCUGUAGGGGUUUCUACCAAAAACUUCCAGCGGAGAGGAUGGGGAAAGGCCGGCUUUUCCAUAGCCACAAAAACCUACCAGACAUGGACCAGCGUUGUGAGCACCCUUGGAGAGACCUCUUCCUUUGGGCUAUCCUGCAAAAUAGGCAGGAAAUGGCAAACUACUUCUGGGCCAUGGGCUCCGAGGCCGUGGCAGCUGCUCUGGUGGGCUGUAAGAUCAUGAAGGAGAUGGCUCAUCUGGCUACUGAAGCUGCGACUGCUCGUAGUAUGAAGAAUGCAAAAUAUGAGCAAUUUGCUAUGGAUCUGUUCAGUGAGUGUUAUUCAAACAGUGAAGACCGAGCCUAUUCGCUCCUGGUGAGGAAAACAUGCUGCUGGAGCAAAGCAACUGUCCUGAAUCUCGCCACUUUGGCAGAUGCUAAAUGCUUUUUUGCUCAUGAUGGUGUCCAGGCCCUGCUGACCAAAGUCUGGUGGGGAGCCAUGAGGACAGACACUUCCAUCGCUAGACUCGUGCUCACCUUCUUCAUCCCUCCCCUCAUUUGGACCAGCCUCAUCAAGUUCAAUGCAGAGGAACACGUGAAGAAAGGUGAAGGGGAGCCGUUUGAUGAGCUAGACAGUUUGGAAACAGAGCAGGCCCUGUUACUAACAGAGGAGGAACCAGUUGCUGCUGAAGGUGGCAGUGACUCUUGCCGUGCGAGUUGGAUUUACAUGGUGCUGCAGAAGUGGAAUCGUUUCUGGAGCGCUCCAGUUACUGUGUUCUUGGGGAAUGUCAUCAUGUACUUUGCCUUCCUCAUUCUGUUCUGUUACGUGCUCCUUCUGGACUUCCGGCCACCCCCACCGCAUGGCCCGUCUGCAGCUGAAAUCAUCCUCUACUUCUGGGUCUUUACCUUGGUGCUGGAGGAAAUCCGACAGAGUUUCUUCACGGAUGAGGACAUGAGUAUUUUCAAGAAGAUGAAGCUAUACGUGGAGGAUAACUGGAACAAAUGUGACAUGGUGGCCAUCUGCCUCUUCGUGGUGGGACUGUCAUGCAGGAUGGCCUCAAGCACGUAUGAGGCCGGCCGCACUGUUUUUGCUUUGGAUUUCAUGGUUUUCACCUUAAGACUCAUUCACAUUUUUGCCAUUCAUAAGCAGCUUGGGCCCAAAAUCAUCAUUGUGGAGAGAAUGAUCAAAGACGUGUUCUUCUUCUUGUUCUUCCUGACCGUGUGGCUGAUCGCGUAUGGAGUGACGACUCAAGCCCUCCUGCACCCCAAUGACCCGCGCAUCGACUGGGUCUUCCGCAGGGCGCUGUACCGCCCAUACCUCCACAUAUUCGGACAGAUUCCUCUGGAGGAAAUAGAUGCGGCAAAAAUGCCAGAUGAUAACUGCACAAACGAUGUAGAGGAGAUCGUCUCAGGUGUUCUGCCUCCCUGCCCAAACAUCUACGCCAACUGGCUGGUCAUUCUGCUGCUCGUCAUCUAUCUGCUGGUCACAAAUGUGCUGCUGCUCAACCUUCUCAUUGCCAUGUUCAGCUACACCUUCCAGGUGGUGCAGGAGAAUGCAGACAUCUUCUGGAAGUUCCAGCGCUAUAACCUGAUUGUGGAAUACCACAGCCGUCCGGCGUUAGCUCCGCCCUUCAUCAUCAUCAGCCACAUCUCUCAAGCUCUCCUCAGCCUCGUCAAAACUACAGAAAGCAAUCAGGAUCUGCUGGAGAGGGAACUACCAGCUGGACUGGACCAGAAGCUGAUGACAUGGGAGACGGUGCAGAAGGAGAACUACCUGGCUGAACUGGAGCAUGAGCACAGGGAGAGCAGUGCAGAGAGACUCCGAUACACGUCCUCUAAGGUACAGAGUUUGCUGAGGAUGGUUGGGGGUUUUAAGGAGCAAGAAAAGCGCAUGGCGACAGUGGAGACUGAGGUGAGGUACUGUGGAGAGGUGCUGUCUUGGAUUGCAGAGUGUUUCCACAAAAGUACUCUGAAGUGUGACAGGGACGCUCCUAAAGCCCCACGUUCCAUUGCUAUCAGCUCCAGAAAUCCGCCACCGCAGGAAGCCAAGCGAGAGCAGCCAUCGAGACAUUCAGGAAAUGGUGUCGACAAGAAACUGCCCUACAUCGAUCAGUGAUCUGCCCACGUUAUUAUGCAUUUGUUUCAUUUAACUAGAUAACUAGUGAGACGGUUGUGGCUGUAUUUGUUUAAUGAAAAAAAAGUCAAAAAGGCAAUAUUGCGAAAUAUUGCAACAAGUUAAAAUAACAGUUUUCUGUUUGAAUAUAUUCCCAAAUGUAAUUUAUUUCAAAGCUGAGAUUUCAGCAGCCCUUACUCCAGUUUUCACUGUAACACAACUCUUCAGAAACAUUUCUUAUUAUUAUCAUCUCAGUUAAAAACAGUGUCACAGUGCACACUUGACAGUUUCACACAGGAACACACUGAUUAUUCAUGAUCAAGAAUGACCAAUACCGUAAUGAAUCAGGAACCAAUUGACUUGGCAAAUUUACCCAACGUGCACAAGGGACCUCAAAAUCAGCCUUGAGGGAAAACAAGGAUUUAGCGAAAGUCUGUUUUCAGUAAGAUGACCAGAACUAAAUGAGGACACAUUCACUCUGUACGAACCUACAGUGUUUGCUCCUUAAGACAGAAGCCAACCGGCUCUAGAUGUAAUGAAACUGAAAAGCAUCAUAGUCGCUUCUGCACUGUGAUGGAUAGGCUAGGUAUGUAUUAAACUUCAGGUUACACUUGAUUUUAAAGUGUCCUUGUUACAGUGUAACUAAACAUUUAAGUAAUGUGUAGUUUUAAUGAACUACAUGUACUUACUAUAGGGUUAGGGAUAGAAUAAUGGUCUGGCUUAGCAUAAUUAUUGUAGUAAUUGUUAUUAUAAUAGUCAGUACAUGUGUAACAAGGACACCUUGAAAUAAAGGGUUACCAAAUUUCAUUUGUUCCUUUAUUAUGGCGUUGUGCUUAAGGAACAAUGUUUUCUGUUCCAAAUGUUUGUGAUGAAUUUAUUUAUGUGUGCUGCAAAAUCAAUGAUACCAUACAUGAUUUCUUACUCAUCUUUGUAAUAUUUAUGUUGUGUGAUGCAACAAUGAAUGAGAAUGAAGAAUAAAAAGUUCAGUAGAAAACUGUUCAAGCU